Zea mays is the source of this 2968-nucleotide messenger RNA. RefSeq lists its product as uncharacterized. The record is from RefSeq and is marked predicted. The transcript has a single exon. Gene Ontology annotation, cellular component: fibrillar center. The coding region runs from base 165 to 2783 and encodes 872 amino acids. Gene Ontology annotation, biological process: transcription by RNA polymerase I. Gene Ontology annotation, molecular function: RNA polymerase I core promoter sequence-specific DNA binding. Lineage: Eukaryota; Viridiplantae; Streptophyta; Magnoliopsida; Poales; Poaceae.
GCCGACACGCCGGCUACGGCGAUUCUCCAAUCUGAAACCCUUCCUGCCGACGAUUCCUUUCCACCUUCCGCUCCAUCGCGUGGCCGCCGCCGCUCUCCACCCGAUUGGUUCCCGUGCCUGCCGCCCCACCGAUUCACUCCGCGCCCGCGCGACCCCUGCCGUCCAUGAACCUCUCCGAGGAUUGGCGCUCCGUCUUCCCGGUUUGUGCCGUCUUCGCUGCGCCGUCCGUUGACCCGCUGCCUGCCGCCGCCGCCUCCCGCGGCCCCCUCCACUUCUCCCCUCUCCCGCCGCGCACCCCGUUGCUCUCCCUCCCCUACCCCAUCCCAUUGCCGCGCUCCUCCACCCGCGGCCUGAACCGCUUCCUCCGCUCUUUUGUCCGAGGCACCUCCUUCCUCCCGCGCUCCGACUUUGACUACCUCGCUGACACACUCAUCCCCCAACCGUCUUCAUCUUCUCCGCCUUCCAAUCUGCUCGCCGUCCUCCGGCUCUCGUGCUCUCUCAUUCUCUUUUUCCCCUACGGCGAGAAUGCGGAGCAUGUUGCCUUUGUUACUCUGGAUGCCACCACUGUCACUGGUUCCACGCCUCUCUCGCCGGUCGUUCAGAGUGAUGGGUUUAUGCACCCGGGCCACCGCAUCCAGCAGCUUGUUACCACUGCUAAUGAGUCGUCAUGGCCGUCGCAGCUGGAAGACAACCCUGAGGGGUUCCUGCUUGCUGUGACAAUGUACUCCCUGAAUUGGUUCAGGGUUGAGUCACAGGAUUUGGGGACUUCUGUCUUAGUGCCUAUUGCCAAGCAGCAGGUUGACUCUGUAAUUGUGCAUGCUUGUUGGAGCAGGCAUUUGCCAUCCGAAUGUGUUGUGUUGCUGGAGAGUGGGGAGCUGUGCUGGUUCAAUCUGGACACACGUCAAGGUGGAAAGAUAAAAAUUGAUGUUGGCAGCAAGGAUGACACUGGGGAAUGGCUAAGCUGUGACUAUGGGGCACAACCAUGGAUGAUAAUCGUCGCGAGUUCAAAAUCCAUCCUUUUGAUCGACUUAAGAUUUGGGGAUCGUGGUCAAUACAAGGUUUUGGCGAGAGUUGGAAUGCCAGGACUGCUUGAAACUGAUCCUUUUGCUGAGGCAGAUCAGUACCUUGCAUUCUGCAGGGGUGGGCUUGAUCAUUUCCAUUUCUCAGUGGUGACAAAGCGAUACUUGAUUCUCCUCGAUUUGAGACAGCCAUUGACGCCUGUGUUGGCGUGGCAGCAUGAGCUGAAAAGUCCUAGUAAUGUUGCUAUGUUUCGACUUUCUGAAUUGAGGCCUUCCAAGGAGCAUGAGUGGGCAUCAAAUUCUGGUUUUGCUAUUUUGGUUGGUUCGUUCAAGACAGGGGAGUUCAGUGUUUUCUGUUAUGGACCUAAAGAGCAAGGCUGUCCAGAUAACUCUCACCUGUAUGCUUGGGAUCUUCCUUCACGGUUUUCGCUGACAGGUCAUCACUGCAGCUGCAGCAGCGGAAGAAUGAAAGAUGUAUUCUCAAUGCCUGUUUCAAGAGAUGAAUAUGCUUCAAAAUGGAGUAAAAACUCCAUUAUUGGCUACUAUGUGCUUCCAAACCACCUCUCAGUUUCAGAGACAUCAUUUACUGGCUUUGCUUUGGUCUGCUUGACAGCCAUGGGGAAAUUAGAAAUGCAAAGGUACCGUGCAUCUGCAGAUUCACACAAUGAUAUCCCAUGUGAUGAAUCAAAACAUACAGCCAGGGCUAGUAAUUUAGCUAUAUUUCCUGACACUCCGUAUGACAAUUUCUCCCUUAGAUAUAGUUUAAUGAAGUUGCGUUUCCUAUCUGAGUAUCUUGAAGGCAAUCUGUGCAAUGCAUUGGUAAAGCAUGGUUCUAGUAUCAAUAAAGAGAUGGGCCAUAUUAUUAUCAGUGAAGCUGUGUCGGAAUAUGCAAAAGAGAACUCUAGUUCAUUGCCCCACCCAGUUUCAGAUUUUUUAUGCAAUGUUAGUAUUCCCAUGAACAUUUUUGAAAUUUCUUGCCAGAGAAUAUUGAAUGGCCUGCCAUCAGACAUCCUGCAUGUCACCUUCUCCAAAUACAGUGACAUGCUAGCAUGCAGCACAGAGAAGACCUUAUGUGAACAUUUAGAUGUUCCUACCUGUUUGACGAACACUAAACUUAGACCUUUCCUGUUGGCAAAACCUUCAAGCAUAAGUUACAAUCUGACUAGCAAAGUACGCUCUCCAGAUGCCCUUGUUGGUCCAGUACUACCCAUACCUGUUCUGCUUGCGCUGGAAGAGAAAAGCAAGGAUGCAGAAAGCUCUUCUCAGGGAGUACCCAUAGAAACUGAUUCCAUAAAUGAUCGAUGUAGAGAAGUUUUUGAAGCCCUGGAUCCUGUAAUAUCCAUUGCUGACACUGACAACGGCAAUGGAUGGCCUGCUUCACAAGAACUGGAUGAAGGAAAGUCCUAUUUUAGUUAUGAGCCUCAGAUUGAACAUAGGUUCAGUAUGGGUAGAAGUACCAGAAAGGAGGAGAAAGAAGAUCAAAACCAAGAUGAUCUGCAUAGGUCUUCAACGCUAUAUGAGGAUAAGGUCUUCACAACAUUUGUUUGCGGAAAAGCCAAAGUUCCUGAUUCACCUGAACAAGCUGCAACUUUGUUCGAUUUCGGCCCAGUGAGGAUAGAUUUUGAUACCCCAGCCAUGGAAAUUCAGCCUGCCGAGGAAAAGGUGUACAAAUGUUUGAGGAAACAAUUUGUAACAUGGCGAAACAAUUUCAAGCCAUACCAAGAUUUUUGUAGCACACAUAAAAUACCAAAGCUGAGGCAAUGAGCCCUUCCAUCCUUCAUUCAGUUUCAACAGGGCUUGUAGAUUUACGCAUAUGGCUGCUUGCCUUUUUUUUUUGUUCCGUUUUUUUUUUGGAAGGGUAAGAGCGAACUAAAAAUCAAAUAUACGCUCUUAUGCUAUUUCUGAUGUACAUACAUAUGGCCUGCUGUUGAAUAUAAAUGCUGUUUUCU